AUGCAAGCCGCCAACAUCCCUUGCUCUCUCGAGCACACCAUUGACGCCCCUGCAAUCGAGGCCCCAGAGGCUUUGCCCCUGAGGGAGGAGGAUGCUGCGACCCACGGCGCCCCUGACGUCAGGCCGGCGCCGUCCAACGUUUUGAGCAUCAAGGAUGAGAUAUUGCGCCUCGCUGACCACGGACUGUAUGGAAUCCCUGUGCACAUCAAGAUCAAUGCUCGAGGCAAGAAGCAGAGCCGGUUUCCUUCCACCUACGCGCACAUCGUCACUGUGGGCAAUUGGGAGGAGCACAUCGGCGCAGUGCUCGAUGCAUUUGAAAACCCCAACGGAGUGGCCAUACUGACCGGCACGAGUGGCCUAUUCGUCAUCGAUAUCGACGUGGGAGAGAGCAGCAAUAAGAAGUCGGGGAUGGAAUUCUGGCACGGGCAAGUGAUGGAGUAUGGGGAGCCUGAGACUCUCUCCGUUCGCACGGGCUCUGGAGGCCUCCACUACUACUUUCGGCUCGAUAAAACCACCGGCUUGCACGAAACUACCAAUUUUGCUGGACUCACGCUCGAUGGGCAAAAGUUCGGCGUCGACGGGCGCGGCACCGGAGGGGUGAUUUUUGCACCCCCGAGCAGGUACGGAGAAGGCAAGGAUACACACCGCGAGUACACGUGGGUGGCCGGAGGUGAUGGUACGGUUAAGGGUAUGGCCCCGUGGCUCGUGAGCCUGAUCAACCGAGGGCGCGCCUUUGAAGGGUUCUCGAGAAAUGCAAAUGGCCAAGUGCCUCACCGUGAUGAAGCCGAUUCCGAGGAGAUCGUGCCAGAGGCCGUCGACGACGCAGAGGUUGGCGGUUCUUUGGCCAAGGCGGCUCCGGGCUUGGCGCACAAGGAAGUGAAGCAAUUGGUGAGGGAGAAGGCGAAGGAUUGCUGUUCCUUCUAUACCGGCUCGACCAUCCUACCGGACGGCAACAGAUCGUUUCAGUUCAGGGUCAAGGGGUCGCGACAAUGCUACCUGGGAAAAACGCAUAGAGGGUCCAACAACUUCACGGUGAUUCAAGGGUGCACCGGUGACUUUCAAGAGCUCUACUACAACUGCUUCGGGUCCCAUUGCUGUGGCAGCAAGCCGAAGCUGCUGGGGCGUCUCACGAUAGCCGGUGCUCUCGAGCAAGCUGGGGGUGGUGCUUUUGGACCCAAGGAUCAGCAGCCGUCGAGCCUCACUAAGCUGGCCGCUAGGUUCUCCGACCCGUUCAUGCUGUCAAACGUGAGUAAGAGCGAUAUUGGUAGUGCUUUGAUAUUCAGCAAACUGUUCGAGCAUGACAGGCGGGUCGUGUAUGACUCAGGGAGAUUCUGGACGUGGGAUGCGACGAGUUGGGUGCCGUCCGAUACGGAAGCAGCUCUGCUGAAGACCUCGUUUAUGUACCACAUGGGACGAGUCAAAUCGUUUUGGUGCGAUCGGCUGGAAUGUGCUGUUGCCGAAAAGGUUCGGCCGUUGACGACUCGCAGAGACAAUGCUCUGAACGAACUGCAGUCCCAGGCCUCGGAGAGUGCGGACAAGAGCGAGAAGGGUGUCUUGAAGGGCAUUCAAAAGGCGGAGAAGGCUAUCAUGGCAGACUUCGACAUGGAGAUGAAGAAGAUACCCGAACCGGUGUGGCGUGGGGCAGCGGUCGAGUCUGUUCCCAUCGCUCAAAGGUGUCUCAUUCCUUUGAAAGUGAAUCUACGAGUGCGGGA
This is a messenger RNA of Klebsormidium nitens, 1712 nucleotides long. The record is from the annotation of a GenBank genome assembly. NCBI's taxonomy places the organism in Eukaryota, Viridiplantae, Streptophyta, Klebsormidiophyceae, Klebsormidiales, Klebsormidiaceae.